Naegleria gruberi is the source of this 654-nucleotide messenger RNA. RefSeq lists its product as uncharacterized. The record is from RefSeq and is a predicted model, not a curated record. NCBI's taxonomy places the organism in Eukaryota, Heterolobosea, Eutetramitea, Acrasida, Naegleriidae. The transcript has a single exon. Bases 1 to 654 code for a protein of 217 amino acids.
AUGACUCUCAAUAGAAGGAUUAUUGUUGCUUGUCUAUUUGUUAUCGUUGCAUGUGUUGCUGUUGUUUGUGGUUUCUCAAAACCUGCUACUACUUCAACUAAGGCAUCAACAUGUUGUUUACCACCUGUUCAUUCCUAUAAAGGAACAUUCUAUCAAAAAUCAUUGCAAGAAGAAAACAAUCAACCUGAUAGUGUUACAGUCAUAUAUAAUGUUGAUAUGAAAUCAUUUAGAAAGAGAGAGGUAGUUGUUAUCAAAUCUAAUCAAACUGAAUUGGUUUAUUCUACAUUGAAAUUGAAAAUGGAUGAUGUUACUAUCGAAUAUAGAAUUAAACCAACAAAAUGUUCAUGUUCCAAAUCCAAGAAUUAUCAAUGGAAAGAAACAUGUAUUGAAGCAACAAGUGAAAAUACUACUCCAUAUACAAUUGGUAAGAAUAGUGGUUUUAUUACCAUGAUUGAUAAGUAUGGUGGUAAAUAUGAAUAUACUACUUUGAGAGAACCAAAUAUGGAAAUGAAUACUUGUUGGAUGUUGAGUAAGACAAUGUAUUUUGAUAAUUCAGUUCAAGAUUACAAAUAUUAUGAUAUGAUUGAAUAUGUUGAAGAUAGUGAUUUUGAAAUUCCAGAAAAUUGUCCUCCAAUUGAUGAAUGUUAUCAUUAG